GGUUCACUUUCUCAGCUGAGGUUCUGAGCUCGCAUCUGGUAAAAAAAAAAAAAGAAAAGAAAAGAAACUGGUUCAACGGGCGGAUCUUAAGGAAGCAGAAAGCGGGAUGGAGCACUCUAAGAAGACGAAGUACAGCUCGGGAGACAGGAAGGACUCCCCCGCGGACGGCGGCGCCGUCCUCAACGGACACUUUGACGGGAUGGUGAAGCGGCCGGCGGUCGCCUCGCCGGCGGCGGAGCCCGGCUCCCACAGGGCGACCAGCUCGGUGAUGGAGAGCUGGAAGGAGGAGCGGACCCGCAGCCUGGAGGACAACGAGAUGAGCCUUCCGUCGCUGGCCGCUGCCUACACCACCAUCCUGCGGGGACUCGGGGAGGACCCGCAGCGGCAGGGGCUCCUGAAGACUCCCUGGAGAGCCGCCACCGCCAUGCAGUUCUUCACCAAGGGAUACCAGGAGAAAAUUAUCGAUGUGCUGAACGAUGCGAUCUUUGACGAAGACCACGACGAGAUGGUGAUCGUCAAAGACAUCGACAUGUUCUCCAUGUGCGAGCACCACCUGGUGCCCAUCUUUGGCCGGGUUCACAUCGGUUACCUCCCUAACAAACGGGUUCUGGGUCUGAGCAAGCUGGCCAGGAUUGUUGAAAUCUACAGUCGUCGACUACAAGUUCAGGAGAGGUUGACCAAACAGAUUGCCGUUGCCAUCACCGAGGCCCUGCAGCCCACUGGGGUCGGAGUCGUUGUCGAGGCAACCCACAUGUGCAUGGUGAUGCGAGGCGUCCAGAAGAUGAACAGUAAAACCGUCACCAGCACCAUGCUGGGCGUCUUCAGGGAAGACCCGAAAACCCGCGACGAGUUCCUGACCCUCAUCCGAAGCUGAAGACGAAGAACCUCCUCUUCCUCCUGUUGCCUGGGGUUACCUCCACCUGCUCGGCCCACCUGCCGUGCCGCUGUGUGUGUGUGUGUGUGUGUGUGUGUUUCCGUCUCACCGAAGGCAGUGAAAGGUGUUUGCUCCAUGUUAUUGUUCACUCUGAUGACCCAAUGAGCCGGAGCGUCGCCUUCAGGCCGCUGACUGACCCGAUUAUUCUCAGAUUUUACCCUGCAGGUUUUUUUGUUUGCCGGCCACCAGACACCUGAGCUUUUCCUGAAAACUGGUCCUGAGAAAAAUUAAUUAAUUGAUUAUUUUUUUGCAUAAUUUCGACGUAAUCUAUUCAUAUUUGUCCGUUGUUCCUGUAAGAAACGUUUUAUUUUGUUUUGUAAACAUCAAAAUUGCAGUUUUAAGUCCUGAAUGUAAAUUCAGGAAUUGUCACUGAGGGCAUUUCAUAAAGUUUUAAAGAAAUCAUUUGAGAACACAUUCAAGUUUUUGAAUAAUCGACAUAAAAAGUCACAUAUAAAAAUAUUUCAAUAAACCAAUAAAUAAGCAGAUUAACAAUAACUUUCAAAGUAGAAAAACACCUUUAAUCUGAACAUUUAAAGAUGCACCAACAAUGCUUGGAUAAUCUACACUGGUAGAAACAAAAAAAGACAAAACAACUGAUUUUAAAUGAAAAUAUUAAUAAAUCUUAAUUAGAAUAUUUUACUGACAACAUAAAAUAACUGUAGCUCUGACACUUUAAUCAUAUCUAAAACUAUUGCUGUUUACUUGUAGCUUUAAGACCUAGUCAUAAUUUUUAGCAUGCUACAUGCUAGUUUUAUGCUAACUAACUACACUACAUGCUAAUUUAGUUCAAUAUUGACUGUUCUGCUUGCUGAUUAUGCUGAUUUCAUUUAGCUUAAUGCUGUUUAUAGCUAAAAAAGACCUUUUAACAUGAACAUUUUUAAAUAAAGAGCCAACAGGUCUUAAAACAUCCACAUCAGUACAAACCUGCUGGCAGUGAACAAUUAACAAAAACAAAACUAUUGAUUUUAAAUUAAACUUAUCCAUUAAAAUAUAAAUCUGUGACCUUCUAUAUUUAUAGAGUAUUGCUAUGUUUAUUUGUAGCAUGCUACAUGCUAAUCAUGCUAGCUGCUAACUACAUUACAUUCUAAUUUAGUUCAAUGUUGACUGUGCUGCUUGUAAAUUAUGCUAAUUUUAAUUAGCUUAAUGCUAUCCUACAUGACAAUUAAGGUACAUGCUAGUUAUGCUAAUGUGAGCAAUGCUACAAGAAAAGUAUGCUAAAGUUUUUACCAUGGGCCAAUUUUUUUUACAAUUAUUUCCAUCCAUCCAUUUUAUAUACAUUAUAUUUGAAAAUAAUUUUUAAAAAGUUGUUGUGUCCUUGGACUAGACUAGACCCUUCUCCCUGGUGGUCAGAGGGCCACUUCUGUCAAAGCUCCCGCUCCCAGGGCUACAAUGUAGCUUACCACCAUCAGUGUAUGAAUAUGUGUGUGUGUGAAUGACUGAAUGUAAUGUUGAGCGCUUUCUAGUCCUCUGGACUAGAUAAAAGUUGCACAAGUACAGGUCACUUACCAUUUGUCUGGAAUUUUGCACGUGUAUUUUCAUCAACAAGAGCAGGAUGUGAGUCACAUUUCAUUUUCUUUUUGGCCAAAUUUAAUAAAUGGCUACGCCCAAUCUGGUUUUCAAUUAACAUAUGAUGUCAUGGUCAUAUUUACUUUCAAAUUAAAUGGAAAAAAAAAAAGAUAAAUACUUUGUGUUGAACCUUACAUUCUCCAUUUUACGAUUUUUAUUUGUAUUUUUUUAAAUGCCUCCCAUCAUUAAAAUUUCACCCUACCCCAAACAUUUUCUUUUACAUGUUUAUCUGUAUCGACUGCCUGAGUUAGCAAACCAAAUUUAAACCAUCCUUGAAUUGUGGUCAAGGGCCACACAAAAUCAUCACAAGGGCAGAAAAUGGCCCGCGAGCCACACAUUGGACAUCCCUGAAUUAAGUAGAUAAAAAUAAACAUUUUGUCAUCUGUAACAGCUUCCAUGAUGACUUUCUAAAAGUGAUCAGUGCAAAUAAUUCAGUUAAAAUCUAUUUUGCAAUGCACCUUUGAAAAGGUUCAACUUCAGCUGAUUACCUGCUAACUGUGCUACAAGCUAAUUUCUAUAUCGGCGUCAGAACGUCGUCUCAUAGUAAUCUUUAAAAUCCCAUAGAUGAUGUUGAGAAGACGAGCCGCCUAACUUCCGAAAUGUCUGAUGUUUUAAAUUCCCCGGGGAUUUUUAUUAAGGUUAAAAACCGCAGCAAUUAUCUCCGGGUGUUAGCAUUAGCACGUUCAGGUAGCUCCCGUUGUUUUAUGGUCUAUUUAUAAGCUAACUGUGCUACAUGCUAAUUUCUAAAUUUAGCAUCAGGACGCGCUUUGGUCACAGUGAUAUCUAAAUAAAUAUAGAAAGCUAUCCAUUUUUUUAAAUUAAAAAAUGUUAUUCUGAGAAAAGCAUUGUAAUUUCCUGCCUAUUUAUAUCUUUUUAUUUUUACACAUUUAAUAGGCUACCAUGGCUCUGUCGAUCCCCCUUUUGUUUCUUUACACUUUAUAAACCUCAUAUCU
Molecule: messenger RNA, 3453 nt
Organism: Poecilia latipinna (sailfin molly)
Lineage: Eukaryota; Metazoa; Chordata; Actinopteri; Cyprinodontiformes; Poeciliidae
Gene: gch1
Product: GTP cyclohydrolase 1
Exons: 6
Coding region: 107-874 (255 amino acids)
Biological process (GO): tetrahydrobiopterin biosynthetic process; tetrahydrofolate biosynthetic process
Cellular component (GO): cytoplasm
Molecular function (GO): GTP cyclohydrolase I activity; zinc ion binding; GTP binding
Source: RefSeq, a predicted model, not a curated record